Trichoderma virens Gv29-8 is the source of this 933-nucleotide messenger RNA. RefSeq lists its product as uncharacterized. Bases 1 to 933 code for a protein of 310 amino acids. Gene Ontology annotation, molecular function: N-acetylglucosaminylphosphatidylinositol deacetylase activity. Gene Ontology annotation, biological process: GPI anchor biosynthetic process. Lineage: Eukaryota; Fungi; Ascomycota; Sordariomycetes; Hypocreales; Hypocreaceae. The transcript has 3 exons. The record is from RefSeq and is a predicted model, not a curated record. Gene Ontology annotation, cellular component: endoplasmic reticulum.
AUGCCAAACUCUCUCAGCCUCCCCUUCAGCCUCCCCUUCAAGCUGGACCUCAGCUCCAAGACCCUCUUCGUGCUGGCGGCGUCCGUCGUGGCCGUCGUGCCCUGCAUCUACAUCUGCACCGCCAGCGCCGUGCGCAACCGCUUCCCGGAGCUGCUGGAGAAGCGCGUGUGUCUGCUGAUUGCGCACCCGGAUGACGAGGCCAUGUUUUUCGCCCCGACGGUGCUGGCGCUGGCGAGGCCGGAGACGGGCAACCACGUCAAGAUUUUGUGUUUGAGCGCAGGCAAUGCCGAAGGCCUCGGCGAAGUCAGAAAGAAGGAGCUCGUCAAGAGCGGCCUGACCCUGGGCCUGCGAGACGAGUCCGACGUCUUUGUCGUCGACAACCCCAAGGACUUUCCCGACUCCAUGACGACGCACUGGGACGAGACUAAGAUUGCCAACCUCCUCACUAAGGCCUUUGCGCCGCAGCUUGCGCACCAGCGAGCCGAAAACGCCUCGGAGCCCACGGCCAACAUCGACGCCCUCAUCACCUUUGACGGCCGCGGCGUGUCGUCCCACCCCAACCACAUCUCCCUCUACCACGGCGCGCGGGGUUUCGCCAAGGCUCUGACAGAGGGCAAGCCCGAGUGGAAGAGCCCGGUCGACGUCUACACACUAAACACGGUCAAUAUGCUGCGCAAGUACUCGGGCGGCUUGGACCUCUUCACCACCAUUGCCUCAUCGCUCUUCACGCGCAACAAGGACCCCGAGCACCCUGAGAGGCUCGUCUACACCAACAACCUGGCUGGACCCGAGCCCACGCUGGGCACCGCCUGGUCUGCCAUGACCACCGCCCACAAGAGCCAGAUGGUCUGGUUCCGCUACCUGUGGCUUGGCUUCAGCCGAUACAUGCUGGUCAACGACCUGCGACUGGAGAAGGUCGACGAGGAUAACUAA